Molecule: messenger RNA, 963 nt
Organism: Helianthus annuus (common sunflower)
Lineage: Eukaryota; Viridiplantae; Streptophyta; Magnoliopsida; Asterales; Asteraceae
Product: putative disease resistance RPP13-like protein 1
Exons: 1
Coding region: 1-963 (320 amino acids)
Molecular function (GO): protein binding
Source: RefSeq, a predicted model, not a curated record
AUGAAUGACUUGGCGACAUCUGUUGCUAAUGAGUUUUUUGUAAGGUUAGGCAGUGAGACUAGGAAGGGUUUGCUAGAGAAGUACCGUCAUAUGUCAUUCGUUCGUGAGGAAUAUGUAUUUUACCACAAGUUUGAGACAUUGACAAGAGCCAAAAGUUUGAGGACAUUCCUGGCAACCUCCGCUGGGGAGGUAGAAAGUUGGCGGUCAUUCUUCUUAUCAAAUAAGAUUUUGGUUAACUUAAUAAGUGAGUUACCAUUGUUAAGGGUUUUAAGUUUGAGUUAUUCUCAAAUAAGUGAGAUACCAGAUUCCAUUGGUACUUUAAGGCAUUUGAGGUAUCUUAAUCUAUCUCGAACUGGAAUCACACAUUUACCAGAAAAGGUUUGCAGUCUAUAUAAUUUACAUACAUUGAUCCUAUUCGGAUGUAGUGAAUUAACCGAGUUACCUAACAACUUUUUAAAGCUUAAAAACCUUCGUCAUCUUGACGUUAGGGAGACUCGGAAAUUGAAUGAGAUGCCAUUAGGGAUCAGCGAGUUGAAAAGCCUACAAACUCUUUCUAAGAUCAUCAUCGGAGGUAAAAGCGGGGUUGAAAUAACCAAACUUAAAGACUUUGAGAAUCUAUGUGGGAAAGUUUCCAUUAUUGGUUUGGAGAAAGUGCACAGUGCAAUAGAUGCAAGGGCGGCAAACUUUUCACAAAAAAGGCUUAGUGAGUUUGAGGUUGUUUGGAGUGACUUGUGGGAUGGUUCAAGAAAUGAAGUACUUGAAAAGGACGUCCUAAAUGAGCUGAAGCCUCGUAAUGAUAAGUUAAUACAACUGAAAAUUAGGUCAUAUGGGGGAUUAGAGUUCCCAACUUGGGUUGGGGACCCCUUGUUUCUUCAUUUGAAGCAUGUAUCAAUAAGUGGCUGUAGAAAAUGUACAUCUCUACCACCGCUUGCACAACUACCCUCCCUUAAUUGUUUUUUGUAA